GGCGAUCAGCUGAGCUCGCCGGUCCCCUUGCGGAGGAGGCUCGCGCGGUCCCUUCGGUUUCCCGGUCCAGGAGAACAGUUAAGAUGGAUUUCUCCAAGCUUCCAAAAAUCCGUGAUGAAGAACAAGAGAGCGCGUUCGGCUACGUCCAUGGAGUCUCAGGACCUGUGGUCACUGCCUGCUACAUGUCGGGUGCAGCGAUGUACGAGCUGGUCCGAGUUGGCCACAGCGAACUGGUGGGAGAGAUUAUCCGGCUGGAGGGCGACAUGGCGACUAUUCAGGUGUACGAAGAAACCUCUGGCGUUUCUGUAGGAGACCCCGUCCUGCGUACUGGCAAACCUCUGUCGGUGGAGCUGGGGCCCGGCAUCAUGGGAGCCAUUUUUGAUGGCAUCCAGAGGCCCCUGUCGGACAUCAGCGCUCUGACCCAAAGCAUCUACAUCCCCAGAGGAGUAAACGUGACGGCUCUCAGCAGAGACCUCAAAUGGGAUUUUGCGCCUCUCAAAAACCUGCGGGUUGGCAGUCAUAUCACCGGUGGAGAUAUUUAUGGCCUCGUAAAUGAAAACUCUCUCAUCAAACACAAGAUCAUGCUGCCUCCGCGGAACAGGGGCACAGUGACAUACAUUGCUCCGCCUGGGAACUACGAUGCAUCUGAUGUCGUGCUGGAGCUAGAAUUUGAGGGUGUGAAGGAGAAGUUCACGAUGGUCCAGGUGUGGCCCGUACGGCAGGUGCGUCCCGUCACUGAGAAGCUACCUGCNNUGCAUCCGGCCCUGUCCUUCCCUUUGCCCAGGUGUGUCCAGGGUGGCACGACAGCGAUCCCUGGGGCUUUUGGAUGUGGAAAGACUGUGAUUUCGCAGUCUCUGUCCAAGUAUUCUAACAGUGACGUCAUCAUCUACGUGGGCUGUGGAGAACGAGGAAACGAAAUGUCUGAAGUGCUGAGAGACUUCCCAGAGCUAACGAUGGAAGUUGACGGCAAGGUGGAGAGCAUUAUGAAGAGGACGGCUCUCGUGGCAAACACCUCCAACAUGCCCGUCGCUGCCAGGGAGGCCUCUAUCUACACCGGAAUUACCCUGUCUGAAUAUUUCCGGGACAUGGGCUACCAUGUCAGUAUGAUGGCAGAUUCCACAUCCAGAUGGGCAGAGGCCCUUAGAGAAAUCUCUGGCCGUCUUGCAGAAAUGCCUGCUGACAGCGGUUAUCCAGCCUACCUCGGUUCCCCUGAUAAAACUUUAUCUCCUCCUGGCGGUGACUUCUCCGACCCGGUUACCUCUGCUACGCUGGGCAUCGUUCAGGUGUUCUGGGGCCUGGAUAAGAAGCUUGCCCAGCGUAAGCACUUUCCGUCUGUCAACUGGCUGAUCAGCUACAGCAAGUACACGCGUGCUCUGGACGAGUAUUACGACAAGCACUUCCCAGAGUUUGUCCCCCUGAGGACGAAAUCAAAGGAGAUCCUGCAGGAAGAGGAGGAUCUUGCAGAGAUCGUGCAGCUGGUGGGAAAGGGCUCCUUGGCAGAAACUGACAAGAUCACUCUGGAAGUUGCUAAGCUCAUUAAAGAUGACUUCCUGCAACAGAACGGCUACACCCCAUAUGACAGGUUCUGCCCAUUUUACAAGACCGUGGGGAUCCUGUCCAAUAUGAUCGCCUUCUACGACAUGGCACGCCGAGCAGUGGAGACCACGGCCCAGAGCGACAACAGGAUCACCUGGUCCAUCAUCCGGGAGAACAUGAGUGAAAUCCUCUACCGACUCUCCUCUAUGAAAUUCAAGGACCCGGUGAAAGACGGAGAGGCAAAGAUCAAGGCAGACUACGCCCAGCUCUUUGAAGACAUGCAGAAUGCGUUCCGUAGUCUGGAAGACUAGAGCCGUGACUCUUUCCGCGGGCCCCACUUUUGACUGUGGUCUUGCAUCU
Molecule: messenger RNA, 1896 nt
Organism: Gekko japonicus
Lineage: Eukaryota; Metazoa; Chordata; Lepidosauria; Squamata; Gekkonidae
Gene: ATP6V1A
Product: ATPase, H+ transporting, lysosomal 70kDa, V1 subunit A
Exons: 15
Coding region: 84-1847 (587 amino acids)
Biological process (GO): ATP metabolic process; proton transmembrane transport
Cellular component (GO): lysosomal membrane
Molecular function (GO): ATP binding; proton-transporting ATPase activity, rotational mechanism
Source: RefSeq, a predicted model, not a curated record